Molecule: messenger RNA, 2334 nt
Organism: Cucumis melo (muskmelon)
Lineage: Eukaryota; Viridiplantae; Streptophyta; Magnoliopsida; Cucurbitales; Cucurbitaceae
Product: protein POLAR-like 1
Exons: 3
Coding region: 285-1442 (385 amino acids)
Biological process (GO): asymmetric cell division
Source: RefSeq, a predicted model, not a curated record
GAGUUCAAUCCAAAUUGAUUAUCAGUCAUCGACAUCAUUUUGAAAAUUCAUAAAUACCUCCAAAUAAUUGAGCGCCAAUUCUCCAUUAUCAACCACUGACGAAGUUAUUGAAGUUCUUAAUCAAACAAGGAGAAAUCUCGUGAAUUUGCUGAACCAAUCCAACACGCCAUUAAUAUUCCUCUCUUCAAUUCGUAAUACCUUUCACUUUCUUCUCUGUCCACUUCCUAAUUUGAAUUUCAUUUCCUCUCUGCCCCAUUACUCUUUCGAAUUAAUCACGUUCUCUUAUGAAAUCACUCUUUAAAUCCCACGAAGUUUCUGAUCCCUGCAACUCCACCGUCCGUCGUUUCCGUUUGGUUGAUAUUUUUCGGGAAGAAGACGAGGGCGGUGACGGGUUUUCUGGGAAUUUGGGUAUGUCCGCCACUCGAGUGCGCGGCUUGUCGGAUGAGUCUGUGAGCAUUGACUGUUUGUCGCCUCGGCGGAUGGUUGCUCGGUGGGUGGCUUCGUUCCGGCGACCGAAGCGGAGGAGAGCGGUUGAGGAGGUUAGGAGAGUGAAAGAGGGUGGAGAUUCUGAUGGUCCGUUGACCUAUUGUAGGUGCUCGAGGAAUGGAGUGGACGGUGGCGCUUCCUCAGCUUCACCGGGAGAGAUUGUAGGGCCAGGACUGAGUAGGAAAGAAGACACAUCAUUCAACUUGGGAGUUGGGUGUAGUUUGUUGUAUCUUGUACUUGCAAGUAAAAAUGAACUUUCGAAGAUGGUAGAUUUGAGGAGAGAAAUGGAACAUUUUCUUCAAGAGAUCAAAGAAGAUCUAGGAAGAAAAGACAAUCACUUCGAGCCAUGCCAUUCAAACGCAGAUGUGGCUUGUUCGUCUACAGAUUGUCAAGACGGUCCUUGUUCUACCAGCCAGCUUUCAUAUCAGCAAGAUUUUUCAUCUCAAAUUGUGUCUGAUGCACAAUCAACUAUACCAAAUCAUUCCCGGAAGUCUUGUCUGUAUGAACAAGCCGGGGAAUGUCAGGAACGAAUCGACGAAUUGGAAUCUGAAUUCGAGGCCGAGUUAGAACGUUUGCAGCUUCACUUGGAAGAUGAAAGUUCUUCUGGACGCAUAGAGCAUCUAAGAAUUAAGACUGCGAAGAACACGAACUCGACAAGAAGCUGCUGUGUGAGUUCUGGUGAAGUCACUGAUCUCCAAGAAGAUGGGACUGAGAGUCAACAAGGAGUGCCGCCUAUAGAACUCGAAAGAAAGUUACAUGAACUGCUAGAAGCAAGGCAGCAAGAACAGAUAAAAGAACUCAAAGAGGCUUUAGAAUGUGCCAAACAAGAGAUUAUUGAUAAGGAAUCUGAAGUUUCUUGGUGGAAAGAAACUGCAAAGGUUAUUUCUAAGCAUAUUCCAUCUCAUUCACGACUUAGACUUGCUUCUCAAUAUGACAAGCUUCAACUACUUGGGUAAGCAUCGUUCUACAAUUUACAAAACUUUUUCGGGGAGAAUGUUAUUGAAACGAUGGCUGAAGCUUUUGGUACAGCUAAACAUGAUUUUUAAGUUGAGAACUAAGUAUAUGGUUGGGAGUGAUUUCUAAAUCAUUAAAAUAAUUGUCAUUUUUAAAAUCACUUCAAAAAUACCUUUAGUCACACGAAAUUUGUUUAAUAUUUACUUCUACUUUCGUAAAUACAAUUUUCAUAUCAACAAAAUUGAUUUUGAAUGGUUAAAACGUGUUUUGAAGUAAUUUAGAAAAUGGUAAAAGUGAUUUUGACCAUCUUAGAAUCACUCCAAUCACGCUUUUAGUCAUUUUUCCCUCUUUUCUCAUCCUCUUCUAAAUAUAUCAAAGUCUUUGUUCUAUAUGGAAAGGAGUGUUAUUCCAAUGCAUAUUUGCUGUGUUAUCUGAGAACCUUUUAGAUUAAUAUCUCUAGACUCCCUAGUUUGUGACUGUUCUGUCUCUUGUCAGCCCAAUAAACAUGGAUUAAACCGAUUGAAAACAAGUUUGAUAUUUGUUUGUUGUGUUCGUGUCUUAGAUUUUCAGAAAGACGGCUUAUUACCAUCUUUAGAAAGAACCUUGUCGUAGUAAUCAUGUUUGCCAUGAGAGAGAAACACAUAUCAUGUACCAUUUUCUAGCUUGUGUCCAUGUCCUUUUUGGAAAUGUUAGAUAACACAAAUUUGUUUACUCCUCACAGUAACUUUAACAUUCUCCCAAAGAGUAUUGUCAACAUGAAGAACAAAUUUGUGUUAUGUCAUAUUUAGAAAAUGGUAUGUCACAAUCUUGGUGUCUAUGUUCUUUACAAAUAGAUGAUAUAUAACAUAGAAUUGAUUUCUUUUUCUAAAUUCAAUUAUACCAAUACUUUAACAA